UUUCGCUGCCGCACCACCACUGCCACUACGACCACCACCCUCUUUUACUAGCCUCUGCGCUCUCCUCUUUGCCAUCCCGUCUCGUUUUCUGCUUUCUCACCACCUCGUCUUCCUCCCAACUACACCUUUACCAUUUUCUUCUUCUUCUCUCCCUCCUCCGACAACCGUUUUUCUUCUUUCUCGACACUUGUCAACGGCAUCUCGUCUUGUGAUUUUUUUUUAAUUUGGCUUGAUCGAACGCUGCCUGUCGCCCUUUUCUCUAAUUUGCAACCACACGCCGCUCCUUCGCUUCCUCCUUUCUGACCAACUGCCAUUCGCCUUGUUCUCAUAGAAGAUUGAUCGACAACAACUCUCGAACUCGUUUUAGUCCUCCUAUUCUGGCCUUAUUUGCUAUUGUACAUCUCGAUCUACGGCAAAUAUUGCAUUGCAAGACCAGUCAAUUCGCUACGUGUGAGACGGAACGCGGCACCGACGUCCCUCGAUAUAUUUGCUCCUGCUUGCAUCACAGCCACGCCUUGGUCUCUGUUUUUGGACCGGGUAUAGCAACACACCACAAUACGAUUACUCGGAAGGCUUUUGACCGGAUUUCUUGCAACUUACUCACACAUCCACCCCUCUCACACAAUGACCACCUUCGACGUGGAUCGGGUGCCUGCCACCACAACCGACUCACAAGAGAACGUCCACCAUAUGCGACGAGAAACUAGAGACGGCAGAGUGCUCUGGUAUCAACUCACAGUUCUCCAGCAGCCCGAGUGCGCAAGAGCAUGCGGCUCUGGAUUCAAAGCCAACAGCGAUAGACGUCCAGUCGAUCCGCCACCAGUUGUUGAGAUUCGCAUCUUUGAAGGCCCCUCGAUUGAAGAGGGCAAGGACAUCACAUUCGACUACAAUGCCAACUUCUUCCUCUACGCUAGCCUCGAGCAAGCCCGCCCUAUGGCCCAGCCCAUCGGCCGCAUGCACACUUCUCUCUCCUCGAAUCCUCCCGUCUUGACUGGCGUUCCUGCUUCUGGUGUCGCCUAUCUCGACCGUCCUACCGCCGCUGGAUACUUCAUCUUCCCCGAUUUGUCGGUUCGUCACGAAGGCUACUUCCGCCUCUCCUUCAGCUUAUACGAGGCGUGCAAGGAGGAGAAGGAUUUCGACAUGGACCAACCCAUGGGCGAUGCGUACUCGGGAGUGGACUGGCGCAUGAACAUCAAGACUGUUCCCUUCAACGUAUACAGUGCCAAGAAGUUCCCCGGUCUGAUGGAGAGCACCGAGCUGAGCAAGACGGUGGCCAACCAAGGCUGCCGCGUCCGCAUUCGAAGAGACGUCCGCAUGCGCAAGCGCGACACCAAAUCCAACUCUGGCCGCGAUGGGCACGACAGUGACCGUAUUCGCAGCAGGGCGACACCUCCUUCUGCCGGUGGACGCGCCCGUUCACAAAGCAACUCCAGCGAGAACCCCAGUGGCUACGAGACAGAUGACCGCCGUCAUGCUGGCGUGGACUCGUAUGGCGCUCCUCUCCCUCCUGUAUACGAGGCUCCUCCUCUGCAGCAACACACUCCCAUGACAUUUGCCGGCGACCACGGUGCUCCUCACUACGCCGCUCCUCGUCAUUAUCCUCCUCUCAACAGCAGCUAUCCUCCGUCGCCGUAUGUCAAGCAGGAGGCAUCGUACUCUGGCUACCAGUCUGUCCGCGCUACACCACAACCUCAGGAAGCAGCUGUCCACCACUCUCACCAAGGGUCUUCGUCGACAUCGCCGUACGGCAGCAUGGAAGCCGACUCGCGUCGCACGUCCUACACUCCAUCCCAUCACCACUCGAGUUCCAUUUCGUCGCAACCGUCUCUUGCACCUCUCAAGAUUGCCUCUCUGAUGUCUCCUCUGCCUCCUAUCGAGGCCGACACAGACGUGCCUCCUGUUUCUUCCGCUCACAUUGCUGUUGGAGCUAAGCGUCACCACGAUGCCGUCUUCAGCCAAAGCACCAAGCCACUCUACGACGGCAACCGCCCGGUAGAUCCCCAUUUCCGCCCUCGCGGCCAUUCUCAGAUGGAGCCUGCCGAGCAGCUGUACUCGCGGGCAGUCUACUCUCGAGCCAACGGUAAGAUUGGCGUGAUUUCUUUCAACCAGUACCAGUAGAGGCUGUCAUGAAAGAUGAGCGACAGCUUUACUGUUUUAUUUGACGCCUGACGAAAGCAAGUGGCAGGACAAUGACUCAGGCGUUGUAUCUUUAUCUGUUUGAUUUAUGCUGUUUCAACACGCAGCAAUCUGGGUGGAGUUUUUUUCCUUUCUUACACGGCGCAUUUUUUGUCUUACUCUCUAUCUGAAAACACACUGGCGUUGUAUGGGCGGUACUUUCAUUCUGUUUCUACACGAGAGAUCCCGUUGGACUCUUGGGCAUGCAAAGCAACAGCAUGCAAGCCACACUCUUCUAUUCAAACUACAGCAACCCUCGCCGUCAAUGGCAGGGUCAGUCUUUUUCUCACAUGUUUUUCUUCUGGGUUUCUUUAUUCAACGUUUAUGCAUGGCAAAAAUAUUAGCGCGGAGCAGGAGUUCCUUUUUACAAGAACAAAAAAAAGGGAGCGGGCUAUCUGGUUUGGAGUUGUAUAUAUCUGGGCUUGGGUUUCUUUUUGCCGGGCUAGGAUAUGUGUUGUCAGAAAGCACACGCGCGCGUGAUGUGAGAGCCGUGGAUUUUUGAAUAGGCGAAAACAACAAUUAGGACACCAUUUUCCUCUCAUACAUGUCCUUUGCUUUACUGAUGUAUGUGAAUGUAUUACUUGUGUAUUAUGGAUUCGUAGUAGUAGUACAUGGCUGUUGUGUGCUUCUAUGUGUUUGAAGCACCAUAAAUUAGAUUAGACUCUAAGUUGGCCGUUGAGAUGGGCCAACUAACACUAACUUAGUACUACUAGCAGGGAAGAAGGGAAGACCAGGUUCAGGUCUAGGGGCGCAGGGGGGAAAGAAACGAUAAAAUUAAAAAAUGCAAACGAUGUACUUGUGAC
[Torrubiella] hemipterigena is the source of this 2978-nucleotide messenger RNA. Lineage: Eukaryota; Fungi; Ascomycota; Sordariomycetes; Hypocreales; Clavicipitaceae. The record is from the annotation of a GenBank genome assembly.